GUGUCAAGCCUAGUGACCCGGAUCAUUCAUCACAUUAUUCAGCCAUCUUUAACUGUUGUCACAUCACAAUCGCAAUCGACUACCAUCAGACAAAAUGCCUCCAAAAAAGAGACGUGCGACUACGUCAACCAGAACGACAAAGCAGUCGAAAGUCAGAAAAAUGCCUGAUUCGUCGUCUCGGCCCAGUAAAAGAGCUACGAGACCGGUAAAGGAAAAACAGCCCCCCAGGCCCAUUCCUGCAGCUUGUGCAACCACGCCACCGCAGCCCCUUGACGAGAUGGAAGGCUUUGUUAUCAACCCACAGCCGGGAGCGAGUGUGGUGGGUGCAUCAGUGGUCACGUUUUCGGACUUUAGCGCCGCAGGCAGAUCCGAUGCCUACCCCGCUUCCCCCAGAAAUUUGGCAAGUUUAAGCCAGGAGGCCAACAGAUUACUCCAGGCAUCGGUAGCUCCCAAAACCAGGCAGACCUAUAAUACAGCUUACGAAAUCUUCAAUCAGUUCAGGUAUCACCUUCAACUACCAGUAACUUGGCCAGCCCCUUUAGAACAUAUUGUGCAAUUCUUGGCAUACUUGUCUCUCAAAGGCCGAUCCCCAUCUAGUUUGAGAACUUACAUAUCAGGCUUAUCACACAUUUUUAAAAUCCAGGGCAUGGCGGACAAUACUAAAUCUUUUAUGGUCGCUAAGAUUUUGGAAGGAGCAAACCGACUGGCAGGGAAGCGGGAUAUUCGAGCUCCAAUCACGUACAAAAUUCUCCUUAAGAUCAUCACGGCACUAGUCAACGUCUGUUCAUCUAGUUAUGAAACGCUCCUAUUUCAGGCGGCCUUUAGUCUAGCAUUUUUUGGAUUCAUGCGAGUAGGUGAAUUAACCAUGCAAUCGCUUAAGAGUACUAGCCCAAGUCCUUUGCAGCGUAUGGAUAUCGAAUUAGUCACACUAAAUGGCCAGCCCAAAGUUAAGCUCACAAUCCGGCAAUCCAAAACCGACCAGCUGGGCAAAUCAUGUACUUUAUUUCUCUCAAAGACAGGUGAUGUGGCUUGCCCGGUGGCGGCUAUUAGCAAAUACUUAGCAAUAAGGAACCCCGCAUUACCACUAAAUAGUCCAUUCCUAAUACAUUUUGACGGUAAUCCCCUCACGCGUUAUCAGUUUGCUGCAUUGGUGGCUGAAGCGCUGAGUUUUUGUGAAAUUAGCACUGCAUGUUUCAAAUCACAUUCUUUUCGAAUUGGGGCUGCCACUGAGGCUGCCAUGAGGGGCAUUUCAGAUCAGACAAUCAAACAUUGGGGUAGGUGGAAAUCCAGUGCUUAUGCCACUUACAUUAGAUUUCCCGAACAUUAACUGCUGAUUUUUCACUGGUUCACUCACAGUACUAACGUACCUCAAGUUUUCUAGGUGUAAAGAAAACCAUAUGGGUGAUUGGCUCUUCCAUUGUGUACUGGGCUGCACGCAGUGCCUUUAAACGUCCUGGAGGAAAACACUUGAACCUGCAACUCAACAACCUGUCCAUAGAAUGGUUCGGCACCAGGGGAAUGAAAUGGCAAGACUUCGACCCCUUGUUCGAAAGUAAACUAAAAACCAACCCCCCUCCUGAUUACUUAAUUGUUCACCUCGGUUCCAAUGACCUUGGGUUGGCCACUUCAUUAGAGCUAUUCCACUCCAUCAAAUGCUCAUUCUUGCGAUGCAAACUUUUAGCCCCCAACUUGUCUAUUAUAUGGUCAGAUAUGUUACCACGUCUUUAUUGGCACAAUGCCAGUGACGCAUCUAAAGUCGAGGCAGCUCGGAAGAAUAUCAAUCGUAAGGUUAAACAGUUUAUCAAACAAGAGGGAGGGUUUGUGAUUCGUUACCCUUCCAUUACAUUUGCGGACAAGCAGCUCUUCAGGUUCGACGGAACUCAUCUUAAUGAUUUGGGUAACUCUGCAUUCCUCAAUACCUUACAAGGGGGACUGGAAACCUUCCUGUUGUCCAAACACCACAUUAAAGUUUACCCUGAUGAUCUCGAAAUCCCAAAGUAAGUUAAACACCCCCCCCCUCCCCAUCCUCAUGUGAGCCCGUCAAUCUCUUAGGCAGCUUAAUUUUUAUACUUCUUCUAGAUAUCCUAAUUUCACAUAACGCUCUGUGGCAGGUGUGCUCGUAUAGACAAGCCCAUUUGGCGGAAUUCGGGGAUUACCACAAAUGAAAAUUUCUCUCAUGUCUGGCUCAAAACUCUGGAGAAUCUAUUCUCAGAACUGAGGAGGAUUUGGGGCCACCUCAGUGGUACCUGUGGGACCGGCUUGACCCUUGCUGUACCAAGGGCAAGUCUUUGGGGUUUACCCCUGGGGGUCUUAACAAUGACCAAGGUGUGUACCAGGGGAGACAGGAUAGAGUUAGGGCCUGAGUCAGAACUGAAAUUAUCAUCGUACGUGGCAUUCACUCUUGUAAGGUGGUACCAAGAGGUCUGUUCCCACCACAGUUACCUGUGGGGGCGCUUUGCGCCAGUGUUAAAGGGAGGUAAUCCCUGGGUGCUUAGUGAUUCCCCGGGUUGACCACAGGGAUAGUAUUUUCAUGUUAAAUGGAUUGUGCCAACACCUGCCACUAAAUUGUAUAUUGUCUAAUAAAUCUGCUAAAAUGUUGACUGCAUUAUGUAUAAUAAAUCUGGGUUUAAUUCAAUUUUGUUAAUCUUGUCUGCAUCUUGGAUUAAUGCCAUUUAUCAUUAUUUAGAUAAAUGCCUUUAAUCUAUGGGCAGGCGCGACAACUCCUGCAACCUUGUUCCUGAAUUCCAAACGUUUUAGCGACCGAGCAUAAUUAUUACGUGUCAAGCCUAGUGACCCGGAUCAUUCAUCACAUUAUUCAGCCAUCUUUAACUGUUGUCACCCACCCACCCAUCCCUAAUGAUAAGAUACUGCUGCUUUUUAUGUUUACUAUUUACAGCCAUUGGUUGGACAACCCCGAUUCACAUUAGGAUUCGCGGGGCCUGGUAUAAUGACAAUUCAAGUGUGACUGGGAUAGUGGCAGACAGGAACUCUUCGCUGUGCUAGUGCUUUUUCCAGACCCAAAGGCUAGUGUUUCAGGUCUGGAAACAUGUGGUACGUACUGUGUUGCGUGUGUCUCUGAACUCCAAGACUGGGAGAUGUCCUGUGCAGUAUCGCGGGCGUGUUCCUGAUUGUGGUUGCGCGAGUCGAGUGUCGCGUCAUCAGACUCUUUUAUGAAGGCUGGGGACACUGUGUAUAAAUAUGUGUGAACUGUGUAAACAUUUUAAUUUUUACUACUAAGAAUAGUAUUGUCAUGUGCACCAGGUGAGGAGUGUUGGUUGUGUAUGAAACUGUACCGCACUGGGGGACUUGAGCUUUUGUCAUUUGUGUUUUAUGCUACGAAUUAGUGAACUCAUAUUGUCCUCGGUCAUUUUUUGAUGAUUCACCAUUGUAUAUAUUUGCCUUAAUUUUGUUUUGGGAUUUGGGUAAAUUUCGUAGGUACAAUCCGGGUAAGGGGGGCGGAAUUCGGGGAUUACCACAAAUGAAAAUUUCUCUCAUGUCUGGCUCAAAACUCUGGAGAAUCUAUUCUCAGUACUGAGGAGGAUUUGGGGCCACCUCAGUGGUACCUGUGGGACCGGCUUGACCCUUGCUGUACCAAGGGCAAGUCUUUGGGGUUUACCCCUGGGGGUCUUAACAAUGACCAAGGUGUGUACCAGGGGAGACAGGAUAGAGUUAGGGCCUGAGUCAGAACUGAAAUUAUCAUCGUACGUGGCAUUCACUCUUGUAAGGUGGUACCAAGAGGUCUGUUCCCACCACAGUUACCUGUGGGGGCGCUUUGCGCCAGUGUUAAAGGGAGGUAAUCCCUGGGUGCUUAGUGAUUCCCCGGGUUGACCGCAGGGAUAGUAUUUUCAUGUUAAAUGGAUUGUGCCAACACCUACCACUAAAUUGUAUAUUGUCUAAUAAAUCUGCUAAAAUGUUGACUGCAUUAUGUAUAAUAAAUCUGGGUUUAAUUCAA
Ostrea edulis (European flat oyster) is the source of this 3952-nucleotide messenger RNA. RefSeq lists its product as uncharacterized. Gene Ontology annotation, biological process: DNA integration; DNA recombination. Gene Ontology annotation, molecular function: DNA binding. The coding region runs from base 95 to 1327 and encodes 410 amino acids. The transcript is spliced from 2 exons. The record is from RefSeq and is a predicted model, not a curated record. Lineage: Eukaryota; Metazoa; Mollusca; Bivalvia; Ostreida; Ostreidae.